UCAACGAAUGAAAGGAGUAGUGUUUUUGGGGAAGCCUGCCCCUUUUAUAAAUCGUGCAGACGUCCACGCGUCAAAUCCGGAGUCCCACUGGAGACGCACUGAAAAACUGGAGAAACUCCACUCCCCCCGGCAGCUCCAUACCUAUAACUUCACAGCUGAUCGUUCUCCUACAGACCUGGGGAGAAUCACACAGUCCACACAGCGCACCACUCCGCUACCUCAGGGCGAAUUACUCGUCUAAAAAAAGGGACCAGAGCAUCGACGUUCACCUUCAUUUGUCUCGCUUCUAUCUAACUUCUUGAAAAAUCUCCACACAAUCUGAAGAGAAAGCCCCACCUCACAGGAACUAUUCGCAUCAUACACCCUCACUGGCUCUGAAAUGAGGAGCUCAGUGUGGUGGCAGAAGUGGGAUGCAGCAGUGUUGCUGUUCAUGGGCGUGUGGAUUCCCACCUGCCUGGCCCAGGCCACACCCUCCCCAAAGCAGCAGGGUGAGAAACUGAAGUUUCGUUUAGCAGGCUACCCCCGUAAGCACAACGAGGGACGCGUGGAGAUAUUCUACAAGGGCGAGUGGGGCACCAUCUGCGAUGAUGACUUCACCCUGGAGAACGCUCGUGUGCUGUGUCGCCACAUGGGCUUCGUUGGUGCCACGGCUUGGUCCCACAGUGCCAAGUAUGGCCCAGGAACAGGGAAGAUCUGGCUGGAUAAUGUGCAGUGCAGUGGUUCUGAGAAGAGCAUCGAGUUCUGCAGGUCUCGAGGUUGGGGCAACAGUGACUGCACCCACGACGAGGACGCUGGGGUCAUCUGCAAGGACGAGAGGCUGCCAGGCUUUGUGGACUCCAACAUCAUAGAGAUGCAAGUUGAUGACAACCGACUGGAGGAGAUCCGGCUCCGCCCCUUGGUGGAUGGGACAGCAAAGAGGAUGCCCAUUACAGAGGGCAUUGUGGAGGUGAAGUACAAGGAUGGUUGGGCACAGAUCUGCAACCUGGGAUGGUCCCCCAAAAAUUCUCGGGUCAUCUGUGGCAUGAUGGGGUUCCCCCAUGAAAGGAAAGUCAACAAGAAUCUAUACAAGAUGUACGUGGACCAGCAGCAAGAAAGGUACCGCAUACACUCAGUGGCCUGCACAGGGAACGAGGUGCACCUGUCCAUCUGCCCCAUGGAGUUUGCCAAGGCCAACACCAGCGUCCCCUGUGAGGGGGGUGGACCCGCCAUGGUCAGCUGCGUCCCAGGACCACAGUUCGCACAGGUCAACGGGAAGAGGAAAAGGCCCAAGAUCACGGCUAUGGUGAGACUGAAGGGGGGGUGGAGGUUGGGGGAGGGGCGCGUGGAGGUGCUGAAGAACAAUGAGUGGGGGACGGUGUGUGAUGACCGCUGGAACCUGCAGUCCGCCAGCGUGGUGUGCCGGGAGCUGGGCUUUGGCAGCGCGAAGGAGGCCCUGACGGGGGCGCGCAUGGGCCAGGGAAUGGGUCCCAUCCACAUGAAUGAGGUUCAGUGUUUGGGUCAGGAGAAAUCCCUGUGGAAUUGCCCCUUCAAGAACAUCACAUCUGAGAACUGUCAGCAUGUCGAGGAUGCCUCCGUCAGGUGCAACGUGCCUUACAUGGGCUUUGAAAAAAUGAUCCGUCUCACGGGGGGGCGCACGCGCUUUGAGGGGCGCGUGGAGCAGCUAAUCUCGGAGGGGAACGGGACGGACGGCUGGGGGGUGAUCUGUGGAGAGGGCUGGACCACACGGGAGGCCAUGGUGGUCUGCCGGCAGCUGGGGCUGGGAUACGCUAAAAGCGGCUUGCGAAUCCGGAUCGUGGGCGGACGGACAGAUUAUGAGGGUCGGGUGGAGGUGAAGGUGGGGACCGGGUGGGGCAUGGUGUGCAGUGACGGCUGGACCACGCAGGAAGCCAUGGUGGCCUGCAGACAGCUGGGGCUGGGCUACUCCCUGCAUGCUGUCACUGAAACAUGGUACUGGGACAGUAGCAACGUGACGGACAUGGUGAUGAGUGGGGUCAAGUGCACAGGGGACGAGAUGACACUUAACGACUGCCAGCGCCACAAGGUCGUUAGCUGCCAGAAGGCGGGAACGCGCUUUGCAGCAGGGGUCAUCUGCUCUGAGACUGCCUCUGACCUGAUCCUGCACGCCCCGCUGGUGGAACAGACAGUCUACAUCGAGGACCGGCCCCUGCACAUGCUGUACUGCGCAGCCGAGGAGGACUGCCUCUCCAAGUCAGCCGCCAAGGCCAACUGGCCCUACGGCCACCGCCGCCUGCUGCGCUUCUCCUCCCAGAUCCACAAUAUCGGUCGCGCUGACUUCCGCCCCAAGGCGGGCCGCCACUCCUGGGUGUGGCAUGAGUGCCAUAGGCAUUAUCACAGCAUGAACAUAUUUACUCACUAUGAUCUGCUGUCCAUCAACGGCAGCAAGGUGGCAGAUGGCCACAAAGCCAGCUUCUGCCUGGAGGACACAGACUGCCAGGAAGGGGUAUCAAAACGCUACGAGUGUGCCAACUUCGGUGAGCAGGGCAUCACUGUUGGCUGCUGGGACCUGUACCGCCAUGACAUCGACUGUCAGUGGAUCGACAUCACUGAUGUCAAACCUGGAAACUAUAUCUUACAGGUGGUGAUAAAUCCAAACUAUGAGGUCGCAGAGAGUGACUUCACCAACAACGCCAUGAAGUGCAAUUGCAAAUACGAUGGCCAUCGGAUUUGGCUGCACAAAUGCCAUCUUGGUGAUGCAUUCAGUGAAGAGGCAGAGAAGAAGUUUGAAAAGUAUCCCGGACAGCUAAAUAACCAGAUCUCCUAACUGCACCUGACAUUGCAUUGUGGUGGAGUCUCUCUGUAUGGCUUUAGACUCAAUGGAGCUGGCUUUCAAGGCACAAAUGUGUAGUUCUUGUAUAUGUGUGUUACAUGUGUCCCUGUGUGUGUGCAUGUGUGUGUGUGUGUGUGUGUGUGUGUGUGUGUGUGCCUGUGUGUUUAUAUCUGUGCCAUGGCCAAACUCUUGUUAAUCUAGCUAUUUGAACAUCACACCAGAACCAAGACCAACAGCCAUCCAGAAGCUCAGACAAAGAGAAAUGGAAUGAACUCAGUAUAUACUUUAGUCUAGUAAAUUCGGCCCUUUACAAGAGAACAAUUACUUUACAGUACAUGGGUCAGAUGUCGUAUUAUAUUUGAAUAUUUUAUGACCCUUUCAUAUUGAAACAUUUUAAAAGUAUUUCUCUUUUUUUUACAU
Molecule: messenger RNA, 3208 nt
Organism: Megalops cyprinoides (Indo-Pacific tarpon)
Lineage: Eukaryota; Metazoa; Chordata; Actinopteri; Elopiformes; Megalopidae
Product: lysyl oxidase homolog 3B-like
Exons: 15
Coding region: 380-2782 (800 amino acids)
Biological process (GO): peptidyl-lysine oxidation
Cellular component (GO): membrane
Molecular function (GO): protein-lysine 6-oxidase activity; copper ion binding
Source: RefSeq, a predicted model, not a curated record